GCGCCGUUUAGUGGUCAGGCGGCAGCGAGCUCCGCCUCCCGCAGUGCAUGAUGGUCGUCGUACCGGUGGCGUCAACGGCCGUCGUUCGCCCCCCGGUGCCCCUGGUGCUCCGGUGAUGCUAAACGACCGGCGCCCGCUGCUGUGCUUCCGACGACCGCCUCCAAUGCCAUGGCCUCCAGCCACAGCUCCUCCCCAGCGCCUCGUCCCAGUGGUGGAGGCCGGGAUGGGUUCUACCACAAGGAGCAGGAGCCUUCCUUCCCUCGCUGCAGACCUGUGCCUGUCAGAUCUCUGCCUGACGUCUGCCCGAAGGAGCCGACCGGCGAGGGGCGUGGCCUGUGCGACGGCCCGUCCGUGGUGGCAGAGCAUGACAGGUGGACGGUGUUCAGCUCCAAGGUCAACCUCCCCGCAGCGCUGAACGACCCGCGUCUCGCUAAACGAGAGUCGGACUUCUUCACCAAAACAUGGGGCCUGGACUUCGCAGAGACGGACGUGAUGCCCUCCUUCUACCUCCCCAUCAUCACCAGGGAACACUUUGGGUCGUACCUGCAGGAGAUGGCUCAGAGGGAACGGAUCCACGAGCGCUGCAAGACGAUUUGUCCCAACAAGGACGACGUGGACACCGCCUCCAGUGUCACCACCAACCACGACAAGUCUAGAGCUGAGCUGGACCAAGUCCCCAAGAUCUUCAUGAAGCCUGACUUUGCUCUGGAGGAUCCCGCUACGUUCAACACCGUCCUGCCCUGGUCCCACUUUAACAGCGCUGGAGGAAAGAGCAGCAGAGACGUGGCCUCGUCUAAGCUGCUGCAGGAGAAGCUGAGUCACUUCCUGGACGUGGUGGAGGUGAGCAUCGCUCGGCAGAUCUCCCUGCGCUCCGACGCUUUCUUUCACGCCAUGUCCUCGCAGCACGAGCUGCAGGACCGUCUGCAGGAGACGCAGCGGGCAGUCGCUGUCCUGCGGGGCCGCACUGCUGCUAUGGAUCGCGUCAUGUGCCAGGGGCCCCUGCAGGCCCUGCGCACCGCUCUGACGCGCAACAACUGUGUGAAGCUGCACAACAAGCUGAAACUGAUGGCGGCGGUUCAUCAGACGCAGCCCACUGUGCAGCUGCUGCUCUCCACCUCCGAGUUCGUGGGUGCUCUGGAGCUCAUCGCCACCACCAAGGAGGUGCUGCAGCAGGAGCUGCAGGGAAUCCACAGCUUUAGACAUCUGGGAUCACAGCUGUGUGAGCUGGAGAAGCUGAUCGAUAAGAUGAUGGUGGAGGACUUCAGCAUGUACGCCCGCAGCGACCUGAACCGCAGCCUGAGGGACGAGCUGCAUGUUCUGGAGAAGGUCCAAAAACCAAACGCGGCCUUAGAGAAGGAGCGCCUGGAGUCGCUGGUGUUCGGGCUGCUGCGGCAGAGGAAGCUGGACUUUCUGGAUAUUUACAGCGAUGAGAUGAUCAUUGCUGCCAAGGCCAUCGUCGCACAGUGUGUGUCGGAAAGUGUUUUGCACAUAGAAGAAAUUGACACUGAAGUCGUCACAAAGCUACCUGACCAGAUGAGGCUGAUGACGUUCCCUCAGUGGUUUGAGCUGCUGAAAACCGUCUUCGAGACGUUCCUCCUGUUCUUGCAGAGGAUCAAGGCCACUUUGAACGUGAUCAGAAACGUGGUUCUGGAGGCUCUGGACUCGAACCGGAGGAGCCGGUCCCUGGAGGAGGCCGGCGCUCGGGCCUGGGCUCAGGACCCCCUGCGGGGGGAGGCUGAGCUGGCCUACCUCACCCACGAGGGCCUGUUUAUUAGCGACGCCCUGAAUGAGGCGGCGGCUCAGGAUCCCACCUCCAGGGUCCAGUCGGGUCCAAUGGAGACAGCUGGUACCGCCGACGGCGCCGUCAGCAGGGAGCAGAGCAUCACGUCUGCUGAGAACAUGAUGCCCUCGGACCUGGAGCUGAACCGCGUGAUCCACAACCUCCAGGAGCUGCUGCACUCGGCCUCAGACGUGAGCCACGAUCGCUGCGUCAAAGUCCUCACAGCCAGAGCCAAGGACAGUUCUCUGGAGCGUCUGAGCUCGGCCGAGUUCGUGGGCCUCUCCAGGGCCGUGGAGCGUUUCGCCAGAGACACCGAGGAGCUGUGUGGCCGACACAGCGUGUCCCUGAGGGGGGCGCUGCAGAGCCAGGCCAACCGCUUCGUCCACCGCUUCCACGAAGAGCGCAAGACCAAGCUCAGCCUCCUGCUGGACAACGAGCGCUGGAAACAGGCGGAGGUUCCUGCCGAGUUUCAGGAUCUGGUCAACUCCAUCGCUGGCGGCAGAAUCACACUACCAGAACGCAAAGCACCAGGUCCAGACGACAGGAAACCCACAGAGUUCCUGCUCGUUGGUGGACAGAAGUACGCUGUUGUUGGUACGGUUCUGCUGCUGAUCCGGAUCUUCCUGGAAUACUGUCAGUGUGUCAACGACAUCCCUUCCAUCGCCACAGACAUGCUGACGCGUCUGUCGGACCUCCUCAAGCACUUCAACUCUCGGAGCUGCCAGCUGGUUCUGGGAGCCGGAGCCCUGCAGGUCGUUGGCCUCAAGACCAUCACCACCAGAAACCUUGCGCUGGCUUCCCGCUGCCUGCAGCUGGUGGUUUACUACAUCCCCAUCAUCAGAGCUCAUUUUGAGACCAAACUACAGCCCAAACAGUUCAGCGCCCUCCGACACUUCGACCACAUCACAAAGGACUACAACGACCACAUAGCAGAGGUCUCUGCCAAGCUGGUGGCCAUCAUGGACGGUCUGUUUGAGAAGGUUUUAUCCAAGUAUGAGGUGAAGGCUCCGAUGCCGUCGGCCUGUUUCAGAAACGUUUGUAAGCAGAUGGCAAAGAUGCACGAAGCCAUUUAUGAGCUUUUACCUGAAGAACAGACGCAGAUGUUGUUUCUGAGGAUCAAUGGCAGUUUUAAAACGCACCUGAAGCGUCAGCUGGCUCGACUGGGGGUGGUGAAUGACGGAGGACCACAGAAUGGGUUGGUCACGGUGGACGUCGCCUUCUACUCUGAGAACCUCCAGGCGCUAAAAAACCUGGAGCGACUCGACCUGAACAUGGCUGAGAUCUGGGAGCAGAAGAGGUGACGGAGGCCAGAGUGUCCAGAACCACACACUGUGAGCGAAGGGCCUCGACCUCGGGCCCGAUGGCAGCCGGCUGAGAGCAGCAGCUCAGCUCCACCUUAGGACUACUAACACACAGCCUCCUUAAAAACUGCUUCACUGUGGGAGACUAGCAAAUGUCAGAGUCUCGUGGGAGCGCAGGGUAAUUUAUUUUCUGUCUCUACUGUUAUUUUUCUCCAGCGAUGCUGGAGCUGAAGGGAUUUUUUUAACGCACAUUGAAACUGAACUUUUCGUGUUGCUGGAACACUUUUGUGGAACUUUUCUAAGAGAUAAUAUAAUUAAUUUUUCCUCCUGUCUGUGCUGAAUCCAUGGACUGGCUUCAGGUUCAGGCUGUUUUCCUACACAUUCAUGCUUUUUAGUCCAGAAGGCCAAACAAUCUGACCCAGAGGAACUUGCAGCAGCAGAAAUGUGGUGCUGAAGAACCUAUUUCCUGAUUAUUUACAUCUAGACAGUGAAAUCAGAUACAUCAUGUCUUACCAAAGUAAAACAGGAAAUGGAUUCUUUGCGUCCGACCAUGCAUGCAGUUCUCCUGCUGCGAUGAGGCUCAGAUGAAGCUCAUUUUUAUACGUGUAGUUGAAUAAUGAGUGACUGCAGAACAUUAAGCAUGAAAAUCCACUGUGGAGCUCCUGACGACAUCCCUCCUCUUACUCCAGUUUUAUUUCAUCUGCAUGAGCCCGAUUCCUCCAAGGCACAAAACAGAACGGAACAGAACAUCUGAUUGAGCGCUUGAUUCCCUGUGUGUCCAUUGGAUCUUAUUGGGACGUUUGCUGAGCGUUUUCUGAGCUGCACAAGUGAAACAUACUGAAAGAAUCUGUGACAGUUAGUAAAGCUUCAGCAUCUGUUUUACUUUGGGUGAGAGUUGAUACAUGUCAGCCAUGAUCUGCAGCGGUACAAGAGGCUGAUCCUCCCUUUUAGCAAACGCUUAGUGCAGCUUCAGAUCUCCCGUUAAAUCAGAUGUUCUGUUCCCAGGUGAAGUUCAGUCUGUCUGAGCUCUAACACAUCUGUCCAGCUGUGGUCACGUCACAGAACAAGGUGUGAUGUGACUAAAAGCUCCUCACAGCUUCAGAAGUGCCUGAGCUCUCCACUACUGUGCCUACCACACCACUGUGUGCGAGCGGCUCCACCCUCACUGGGGGCUUUAGGUUCAAACCGUUGUGACUGUUCAGACCUGAGGUGAAUAAAACAAGAUGAUGGAGCA
This is a messenger RNA of Betta splendens (Siamese fighting fish), 4315 nucleotides long. RefSeq names its product VPS54 subunit of GARP complex (gene vps54). The transcript has 24 exons. The record is from RefSeq and is a predicted model, not a curated record. Bases 169 to 3081 code for a protein of 970 amino acids. Gene Ontology annotation, cellular component: GARP complex. Gene Ontology annotation, molecular function: syntaxin binding. Gene Ontology annotation, biological process: retrograde transport, endosome to Golgi; Golgi to vacuole transport. NCBI's taxonomy places the organism in Eukaryota, Metazoa, Chordata, Actinopteri, Anabantiformes, Osphronemidae.